GCUUACCUCAAUCAACUCUAAUUAACCCCUAUUCAUGGCACUUUGAAAACCAUAGUCAUUCAUCAUAUCUCAUUUCAUAAUGCCUAUACUACGCCCUGAUAAACAGAAGACCAUAUCUCAAGAUGAAAUUAAAGCAGUAAGGAAAAUAAUGGAAAUAUUAGAAAAAUCAGAUAUCAAUAAGGAUGGUUGCUAUACAAAGAGUGAGCUGAAGAAAGCACUAAAAGAUUUACAUGCCUAUGUUCCUGGAUGGAGAGCCAUGCGUUGUCUAGACAAAGUUGAUGCAAACAAUGAUGGACAAAUUAGUGGUGAUGAAAUUGACACUUUAGUUGAUUAUCUCCUAGCCAAAGGGUUUGGAAAUAAUUAAUUAUUUAUAGGUGAAUUAAUAUGAUCAAUUCUCUCUCCCUUCAUGUUUAACUUUAUGUUAUGAUUUAUAUGCUUACUAAUGCUCACAAAAUAAUGAUUAGUUAAGCUAAAUAUAUUUUAUGUUGGAAGAGGUCGACCUCUUAAAUUAACUCUCUUGUAUAUAUCAUUUGGCUGGAGUGUAUUUUUGGUCGAUAUAUUAUGUAAUAUGCAUAGAAGAGGUUUUAUCUUAAAUGAACACCAACGCACCAUUUUGGAUAACUAUAGUCUCUACAAUUAUGCAUAAAGAUAUUUAAUUUAUCAAAAUAAUGAAUGAGAUUUUUUCUUAACCAUUUCAUAUGGAAGAGGUCGGGUGAGACUUUUUUCCCCAUGAAUUAAUAUCAUGAAGCUUUGGUACACGCUAUACUAUCUACACCUUCACCUUCUAUGUGGUAAAGAGGAUAUUCAAUCAUGUACCAAGACAGCCAUUAAAAAAAAAAAAAAUCAUGUACCAAGACAGCUUGAUGAAAAUAUAAAAUAAAAGCUAUUGUUUUUUAAUUAA
Molecule: messenger RNA, 901 nt
Organism: Trifolium pratense (red clover)
Lineage: Eukaryota; Viridiplantae; Streptophyta; Magnoliopsida; Fabales; Fabaceae
Exons: 1
Coding region: 80-364 (94 amino acids)
Molecular function (GO): calcium ion binding
Source: RefSeq, a predicted model, not a curated record